Molecule: messenger RNA, 1729 nt
Organism: Cucumis sativus (cucumber)
Lineage: Eukaryota; Viridiplantae; Streptophyta; Magnoliopsida; Cucurbitales; Cucurbitaceae
Product: equilibrative nucleotide transporter 3-like
Exons: 8
Coding region: 390-1550 (386 amino acids)
Biological process (GO): nucleoside transmembrane transport
Cellular component (GO): plasma membrane
Molecular function (GO): nucleoside transmembrane transporter activity
Source: RefSeq, a predicted model, not a curated record
UUUCUUCUCUAUUUGAUCGGUUGUAAGCGUCAAUAAUCUCUCGUCCGAAAAGGGUUCUUCUAAAAGCUAUUGAUGUUAGGAUUUAUUUACGCUUUAACCCAAUCGAUUUGCAGAUUGCCUAUUAAUAACAAUGUCUACUUUAAAUGAAGUGAGUAUGGCGGUGAGUGACGAAGAUGCUCAUGUUGCAAGGCUUAAGGGGAAAUAUGCUGCAAUGGUUGUGUGCUGGCUUCUUGGGAAUGGAUGCCUCUUUUCUUGGAACAGUAUGCUGACCAUUGAAGAUUACUAUGGCUAUUUGUUCCCGGUUAUAUUCUUGAAUCCCGAACUUUUUGACCAAUUUAUUAGAACUUCAAGGCCUACUAAUUCAUUUACAACCUCAAUAUCUUAUCAAUAUGAUGGACACUUUAAAUAGAACCUUAUGUUUUUCCCCUUUCGAAUCCUUUCCAGAAAUACCACUCUUCAAGAGUUCUUACUCUUGUGUAUCAGCCGUUUGCCCUCGUAACAAUCUCGAUGCUCACAUAGUGGGAAGCAAAGAUCAACACCAGAAAACGGAAUCUCUUUGGCUAUCUUCUGUUCUUCAUUUGCUCCCUCUUUGUUUUAAUUUUAGAUUUAGCAACUCUGGAAAAGGAGGGCUCGGUCCCUUCAUAGGAAUUUGUAUUAUUAGCGGAGGUUUUGGAAUUGCGGAUGCUCAUGUUCAAGGGGGAAUGGUUGGGGACCAUUCCUUUAUGCAUCCUGGACUUAUGCAGUCUUUUCUGGCUGGUUGUGCUGCCUCAGGCGCUCUUACCUCCAUUUUAAGAUUAAUUACAAAGGGAGCAUUUGAAAAUUCGAAGAAUGGCCUUCGCAAAGGAGCUCUUUUGUUCUUCGCCAUUUCGGCCUUUUUUGAGCUUCUCUGUGUUAUCCUCCACGCAUUUACUUUCCCAAAACUGCCAAUUGUCAAGCACUUUCGGGCCAAGGCAGCUUUAAAGGGAUCUAAAACAGUUUCCGCUGACCUUGCUGCUGCUGGUAUCCAUAGGGUAGCAAAUGAGGCCGAGGGAAAAACAACCGAAGUGGGGCGACUGAGCAAUAAAAAAUUACUCUUGCAGAAUGUAGACUAUGCAAUUGGCCUCUUUUUGAUAUAUGCUCUCACAUUGUCCAUUUUUCCUGGAUUCUUAUCUGAGGAUACUGGUUCACACAGUUUAGGAACAUGGUAUGCACUCGUGCUGAUUGCAGCUUACAACGUUUUUGACCUUGUUGGGAGAUACAUUCCACUGAUAAAAUGUAUAAAGUUAGAGUCACGGAAAUGGCUUAUGGUAUCAAUCCUUGCACGUAUCUUACUCGUACCGGCAUUCUAUUUCACGGCCAAAUAUGGCAAUCAAGGUUGGAUGAUACUACUCACUUCAUUCUUAGGCUUGACUAAUGGUUACCUCACUGUUUGUCUGCCCACUACUGCACCAAAAGGUUACAAGGGACCAGAGCAGAAUGCAUUGGGAAAUUUGUUGGUUAUGUUUUUGCUUGGAGGAAUAUUUGCUGGAGUAACACUGGAUUGGCUGUGGCUUAUAGGCAAGGGCUGGUAAAAGGGAAUAGAUUUAUGGGGUUUUUGUGAGCUUUUUAAUAAAUGUAUAUUUUCUUUUUGUUCUUUUAUUAUUAUUAUUAUUAUUUGGGAUAGAAUUUGGCUCUUUAUUCUCUGCAAGUGUUUUUCAAGUAAUUCUUGUCAAACACUCAAGGCCUAACAAUGUAGCACAUCACUUAAAAA